UGUCCCUCAGACACAGCGGAUCACGGAAAGAGCCGAAGAUGUCGGCUCAGUCAUGUGAUCAGCUGUGUCCAAUCACAGCUGAUCACAUGUGCACUGAUCAUCAGGGCACUGAUGAUCAGUGUGCCCUGAUGAUCAGUGUAGCCCCAGAAGUGCAACCUGUCAGUGUCCAUCAGUGCCAGCAGUCAGUGCCCAUCAGUGCCACGUGCCAGUGCCCAUCAGUGCCACAUCAAUGCCACAUUUCAGUGCAUACCAGUGCACAUCAAUGCCACAUAUCAGUGCCCAUCUGAGCUGCCUUUCAAUGUCACCCAUUAGUGCCAGUCAGUGCCACCUAUCAAUGCCAAUCAGUGCCACCUAUCAGUGCUGCCAAUCAGUGCCACCUAUCAGUGCCAGUCAGUGUCGCCUAUCAGU
Staurois parvus is the source of this 408-nucleotide messenger RNA. The record is from the annotation of a GenBank genome assembly. Lineage: Eukaryota; Metazoa; Chordata; Amphibia; Anura; Ranidae.